Molecule: messenger RNA, 1412 nt
Organism: Zychaea mexicana
Lineage: Eukaryota; Fungi; Mucoromycota; Mucoromycetes; Mucorales; Lichtheimiaceae
Product: kinase-like domain-containing protein
Exons: 3
Coding region: 375-1412 (345 amino acids)
Biological process (GO): protein phosphorylation
Molecular function (GO): protein kinase activity; ATP binding
Source: RefSeq, a predicted model, not a curated record
AAGAGCUUUAGCGCUGGUGUGCGUGUGGUCGAUAUGCCUGGUGACCCAAGUGAGUUGUGUUCUGGAUCCACCCCCCAUUUUUAAGCGGUAACCCUUCCCCACCCAGGCAACACCUUCCCCCCUCCCCCCAAAUUCAGAUUCGCAUUAACGACGGUUUCCAGCAAACAAAAAAAAUAUAAAAAGGGGCCUUCAUUUUACGGCUCUUUCCUUUUUCUUCUUUCUUCUUCCUUGCGUGUUUAUGCCCUGUUUUUCUGUUUUCUUCUUCUUCUUUACCUUCUUCUUGUUGUAGACGAUCCAAACUUCGUCACAUAACCUAUUUCCACAUAUCUUCUCUACUACACCACCAACCCACUGUACCAAUACGACCUACUACUAUGAACAGCACAAGUCUGCCGGCCGGAACAAUGAUCCACGACAGCCUCGAGAUCGUCGAAACACUCGGCCUCGGGGCAUACGGACGUGUCUAUCUCGGACGUGACAUUCGCAGUAAGCAGCAGUAUGCCAUUAAAACCCUCGCGCAAGAGGGCUUGGACAGCCGCCAGAGAGCGUUGCAGCGCUGUGAGAUGACACUUCACGCCAAACUCUCACACUCAAACAUCAUCCGACUUGAACGGAUUGUCAAACAAAAACAGUUUGUGCAUGUCGUGCUUGAGCACAGCCCCGAGGGAGAUCUGUUUACUGCCAUCACGGAUCACAACAUGUACUAUGGCCGCCACGACCGCAUCAGACGCGUGUUCUUGCAACUGAUCAAUGCCUUGAGGUACUGUCAUGAACGCCACGUUUAUCACCGGGACCUGAAGCCUGAAAACAUUCUGGUGUUUGAUCAAGGACAGACACUCAAGCUUGCAGACUUUGGCCUUGCUACUUCAGAGUCGAUUGCCACCGACUAUGGCUGUGGAAGCACAUUUUACUUUUCACCAGAAUGUCAAGGUGACGAUCUCGCAAAUCGGACUGGCUAUGCUACUGCACCAAACGACGUUUGGGCACUCGGCGUAGUCUUAAUCAACCUAGCCGCUCGCAGGAAUCCUUGGCGACAGGCCUGUCUCGACGACGAGACCUUCCGGGCCUAUCUGGCAGACCGCAACUAUCUAUUAAAGAUUCUGCCCAUCUCGCAGGAGCUCAACUGCAUUCUUAAAAGGAUCUUUUGCAUCGACCCUAAGCGACGCAUCAGUCUGGAUGAGCUCGAAGCAAGCAUCCGUGGAUGCAAGUAUUUCACACGCACGUCCGAAGUCGAGCGCUAUGAGAAUGAUGUCGCAAAGACAGCAUCAGCAGCAAAUAAUGCUACCAACACCAUGACCAAGCUUCAAGACAUUUUCCCACCAUCGCCACCAACCACGCCACGCACCGACCGGAAUCUAAACUGCCUUAAUGCAAACAACAUCAGUUCUUUUUUCUUUGCAUUGGUUGCCUAA